UAACUGAGUAAAAUAAUGAUGAAUAAUGUAUAUGACAUGAAACAACUUAACUAUAAAUUCCUAUUUCAGGUAAGACGUCAUAGGUUACUGUGAUUUCUCAUGUCCUGGCUGUAUUGACUCCAUGCCCCAGCUUUAAUUAUUAUUUUUAGUUAGAUUAGAUGUCACAUAAAUACGAUGCUUCUUGAAGAACAGUCAACAAAAAUAAAUGUUUUUCCUUGUCUCUUAGUGCGCCUCAGAAGAAUUGCCAUCAUUGGACAAACUGGAGCAGGAAGAAGCAGCCUUGGAAACACCAUAUUUAAAGAGCAGAAGUUUAAAGUCAAUCACGACGGGGAUCCUGGGAUGAGAGGGUGUGAAGCAAAGACCAAACGUGUUGGUGGGAGAGAAAUCACUCUGAUCGAUAUGCCUGGAUUAUUUGAUCCAGAGACAGAUGAGAAACAGCUGAAGGCUGAGUUACUGAAAGGAAUCACAGAGUGUUCGCCUGGGCCUCACGCUUUCCUCAUCGUGCUCAACGUGGAGAAAUCUACAGAGAAAGACAACGACAUCGUCAGCAAAAUGAAUGAACACUUCUCAGAGGAAGUGUUUAAAUACUCAACUGUUGUCUUUACUCACGGUGAUUGGCUCCCAAGACGGCAACAAAUCCAAGGGUUAGUGAGGGAAAACAAGUUCCUUAGCGAUUUAGUGGAAAAGUGUGGAAAUCGAUGCCACGUCGUUGACAACAAACGUUGGAACAAGCGAUCAAAGUACGGCUACAGAAGCAACCGGUAUCAGGUGAAGAAACUGCUCAAGUCAAUAGAGAAGACAGUGGAAGAAAAUGACGGAAGCUUCAAUGCCAUGCUGCAAAAAAUAGAGGAGACUAUUAAAAAAGAAGAAGAACGCAUCGCAAAGUCUUCCAGAAACAUACCAGAGGAAAAAAUCAGAGAGACGGCUAAAGGAAAGUGUUCAGGCUAA
Molecule: messenger RNA, 948 nt
Organism: Poecilia reticulata (guppy)
Lineage: Eukaryota; Metazoa; Chordata; Actinopteri; Cyprinodontiformes; Poeciliidae
Molecular function (GO): GTP binding
Source: RefSeq, a predicted model, not a curated record